Mus musculus (house mouse) is the source of this 3960-nucleotide messenger RNA. It is a transcript of the gene Gas2l1, whose product is annotated as growth arrest-specific 2 like 1. Lineage: Eukaryota; Metazoa; Chordata; Mammalia; Rodentia; Muridae. Gene Ontology annotation, cellular component: stress fiber; cytoskeleton. The record is from RefSeq and is marked validated. Gene Ontology annotation, molecular function: microtubule binding. Bases 392 to 1426 code for a protein of 344 amino acids. The transcript is spliced from 7 exons.
GGGGCAGAGCGGACGCCUGGAAGCAGCGAUCUCGGGCGACGCCUGUGUGCGGCGGCGCGGCCCGGCUCCGGCCCCGCCGGGGCGAUGCUCCCCGGGGCGGCGGGGUGAGCCAGGCCUCGAGCACUGCGGAGGCUCGCGGGGGCCGUUCGGAGUCCCGGCCUUUCAGGCACCAGCUCGGGCGGCUUUUCGCAGCAGGAAUCCGGCCUGCCUGGGUGACCCGAUUCCUCCACCCACUGCUCUGCGACCUUCGGCGAAUGCCUGCCCUUACUGCGCCUCAGUUUCCUCAUCUGUAGAAUGGAGACGCGGUCGCCGCUCAGCCUGUGGCGCGGCCCUUAGCGGAGAGGAGAAGGGAAAGGCGGGACUUCGUGCAGUGACUCCACUGGCUCUGGGCAUGGCGAACCCAGUGGCGGGCAUCGCAGGCUCUGCCGCCAAGAGUGUGCGACCCUUCCGAUCCAGUGAGGCCUAUGUGGAAGCCAUGAAGGAAGACCUGGCCGAUUGGCUCAAUGCUUUGUACAGUCUAGGUCUCCCCGGCAGUGGCGAUGGCUUCCUCACGGGGCUGGCCACAGGCACAACCCUGUGCCAACAUGCCAACGCUGUCACCGAGGCUGCCCGGGCUCUGGCUGCUGCCCGUCCAACCCGAGGUGUGGCCUUCCAGGCACACAGUGUGGCGCCUGGCUCCUUCAUGGCCCGAGACAACGUGGCCUCUUUCAUCGGCUGGUGCCGGGCUGAGCUGGGCGUGCCUGAAGUGCUCAUGUUUGAGACAGAGGACCUGGUGCUACGCAAGAACGAGAAGAGUGUGGUGCUCUGCCUGCUGGAGGUCGCCCGGCGUGGGGCGCGCCUUGGCCUGCUUGCCCCGAGGCUGGUACAGUUCGAGCAGGAGAUCGAGCGGGAGCUUCGAGCUACCCCUCAGGUUUCCAGCGUCCCUGCUGCUGAAGAGGAUGUCACUGAAAUUGCCACUGUACCAGGGGUUCCCACCCGCACACCCCGCAUGACGCCCAAUGACCUUCGAAACCUUGAUGAGCUGGUAAGGGAGAUCCUAGGCAGGUGCACCUGCCCCGACCAGUUUCCCAUGAUCAAGGUCUCCGAGGGGAAGUACCGAGUGGGAGACUCCAGCUUGCUCAUCUUCGUGAGGGUGCUGAGGAGUCACGUGAUGGUGCGAGUGGGGGGCGGCUGGGACACACUGGAGCACUACCUAGACAAGCAUGACCCUUGUCGCUGCUCGUCUUCUACGCACCGUCUGCCCCAGCAGAGGACCGGGACUUUCUCCCCGCAGAGGGGAUCACCCACUCCUAGCCCCCGCCCCGGUAGCCCAGUCCCUGGGAGUGAGCGCAGGAGCUCCCGGCCCGAAGUAACCCCCAUCAGCCUGCGAGGCACAAAGGAGGGGCCUGAGACCCCGCUCAGGUUUCCAGGCUUCUGGGGUUUGUGAGCUGCUUUUCGCUUCCAGAAACAGAAAGGAGUGGAUAAACUCAGCCCCUUCCUCUCCUCACACAGCAGGACAAGGCAGACACCGCCUGGCUGGUCUCGCUGGGGCUGCCUGUGCCUAGGCCCGGCUCCAGAGUUCUCUUUCUUAGCAGAGCGGCCACGCCGGGGCUUUCUUGGGAGUUGCAAGAGGAUUGUGGGUGAGGAAGCUCUGGGCCCCAGCGAGACUUCAAAGCUUUUGAACAGUCUCAUUUAGUAUGCCUGGCUGACCUCAAAGUUUUAAUCCUCCUGCACCAGUCCUUCGAGUACCUGAAUUACAUAUGUGCAGCAGUAUGCCUAACUCCCGUGCUGUGGAAGACGCCAUCCCUGGAACAGAGUUACCAACAGCAGAUCCCACUUAUCCAGGCUGGUGUGGUCGCGCCCUGAGCUGGGCCAUCUGCCCCUCUGGGCUCCGUGGGAUGCAGUGCGUCUGCCUUAGGGUCCAUCAGGCCAUUCCUGCCCCUCGGCCUUUGAGGAAAACCCAAAGAAGCAGAAAGAGGAAGCGGGAGUCUGGGCUGCUUGACAGUGGCAGGUUGGGGGAGCGUUAAAGGAUGGAGGGAGGCCCAGAGAAGGGUUUGAGGACACUGUCAUGUCACCUAAGCUAAACCCUGAGAAACGAGGACGUUUCAGAUGGCUUCAGAGGCUGGGUGGCAGCUGAACAGGUUCCUGGCUGGGGAGCAGGCUCCUCCUGCCCUUGCCUCUCAGGCAGCAAUCUGAAGGUCACUCUCCAUCUUCAUAAAGUGACAUAUUUCAGAUCUACCCUGCUGACCUGCACCAACAUAGCUUCUUCCUGGCUAGCCUGGCAGUCUUUCCCUGGGGCUCAGCGCUGUACCAGCUCCAGGGGCUUUUUGCCAGGGUUCUCCGAGGAUACAUGCUGGCUUACCUGUUAUCAUGACACCAGUUGUCCCAGCACUUACUCACCUCCCUGAGGUCUAGAUGGGAGUCCUCUACUGCUCAGACACCUGGCAUGAGGUUGUCCUCAUUACAACCACAUCCCUGGUGGCCAGUCAGCUUCCUGAAGGGAAAAUGGGAUUUCACGGACAUCAGGCACUGAGGUGAGGCCGAGCCCUCCUCCCAGAGCUAUGCCAUCUAUGCAAACUGCUUACGCUCUCAGAGCCUUGGUUUCCACCAAAAGGGACAAUAAACAGGCUGAUGGGGGCAGCAGGGACUCCAGAGGAUGAAGGACUGCAGAGCAAGGCCCUGUCGCAAAAUAGACAUAUAAGAUAACGAGUUAUUAAAUAAUAGUCUGGACCUCACAGGGUUGUUGUGGGACUCAAUGGGAUAACACAAAGAGGAAACCUUUGAGGCUGGGGAAAGAAAAUCUGUACAGAGAAAAGAAUUCCAUUUUAUAUGUAAAUGUGGAGGCAAGAUGGUGGCCAUGCAUGUAGACAGUAAGCAGGCACAUGUUCUCGCUCUGUCAGCUGUGAGGACCAGAGACACCCUGAAUAGUAACAGGCACGCUCAGAUCUAGGUCUCGGUAAGGGACUCUGUGUUCAAUGAUAGGAACCAGGCUCUUUGAGAAAUGGCCAGCUGUAAGGUCAGGACAGGACAAACACAACUCAGAAUGCCUAGGCAGCCAGGACAAAAGGGAAAUGGCAAAACAAAUAAAUUAGCACAAGGAUGUCGGGUCAGAAGGACUGGUAGGUAGGACAGGAAAGUGCUCCUGCUGGCUGGAGCCGGUCCAGCCUCAGCACUGAGACAUGGUAGCAGGAGACUUGCUCAGGUCCUAGGGCCCUGUAAGCCAAGUACAGUGGCGCCUGUAACCCCCACACAGCAGGCUGAGGCGAGGCGACCAUGAGGCGACCAUGAGGCGAGUACAGUGGCGCCUGUAACCCCCACACAGCAGGCUGAGGCGAGGCGACCAUGAGGCGAGUACAGUGGCGCCUGUAACCCCCACACAGCAGGCUGAGGCGAGGCGACCAUGAGGCGACCAUGAGGCGAGUACAGUGGCGCCUGUAACCCCCACACAGCAGGCUGAGGCGAGGCGACCAUGAGUUUGAGGGCUGUUUAGACUGUGGUGAGACCUUGUCUGCAAAGUAAAAAAACAAGGGCUGCCAGGAAGAUGUCAGUCAGUAAAGUGCACGCUCUACCCCCCCCCCCACAUACACACAUACACACACACACACACACGCGCGCGCGCGCGAACAUGUAUGUACAUAACAUACACACAAUCAAAGCUAGCACAAAAACGGAUCCCAAGUCCAAACUGAUAAGAAACGAUGGGUGCACGGUCCACAGCACUUGCCUAGCAAGGGCCUCGCUGUGGCCCUAGGGCUGGAGAGAGAAAGGAAGACCCAGAAGGAAGCUGGGCGUGGUGGUGACUCAGGCCUUGACCCUAGCACUGGGGAGGCAGAAGAAAGAGUAAUUCCAGUUCCGGCCCAGCCUGGCUCUGCUCAGAGAGGAGAGAGAAGGGACCCAGGAAAGCAGGAGAAUUAGGGCAGGCACAAGGUUCCUGGUUAAUCCCCAGUGUGGAAGAAAUGAAUAAAGGAAUUUUUUUGUUUA